Puccinia triticina is the source of this 741-nucleotide messenger RNA. RefSeq lists its product as uncharacterized. The transcript has 4 exons. The coding region runs from base 1 to 741 and encodes 246 amino acids. Lineage: Eukaryota; Fungi; Basidiomycota; Pucciniomycetes; Pucciniales; Pucciniaceae. The record is from RefSeq and is a predicted model, not a curated record.
AUGAUUGCGCCAAACUCGAACGUUACGCCCGUAUUCCAUUUCCAUGCUGACCUGACCUUAGAUGUUGGUGAAUCCAAAACCUGUUCUAUUAAAUUCGCCAAAAAAUGCUCCGUUGUUGGAUUUGGAAUCGUCAUUGGCAAACGCGAAGUUUCAGAAGACCUUGCAAACGGCACCAUUAAAAAUCUAAUUGUGACCCUCCAACAUUUGGACUAUGACCCUUUGAGUAAGCAACAAACACAGUUCAAGGCGCAAUACAAAGUCAGUGGGCGCAAAAACUUGGCCAAUACCUUUGGCCUGUUCCAACUUGGACGCGAAGUGCUCCUCUCUGGAAACAUCUGCGGCUAUGACAAAGAUAAAUUUAUGUGGACUAUCAAUACCAUAGCUGUCUCGAUUGCUUCCGGUCAUCAAACCAGCGGAUCACUUCAGAAUCUGGCCCCUGGCAAAACUCUCCCGGUCCGCCAGCGUCCUGGAUUGAUCUCAUUAGAAGACCGGGGCAGUACCAGUUCGAAACCGAUUCAGAUCAACGACAAAGCCGAGGCGGUCAGUCACAACUUGCCCACUUCUGAAUCAGCUCCUGUCACUGGCAAAGGUAAUUCCCAGAAUUAUUACAAGACCGUCCUCAGCACAGCCUCCAAAAAGAGGACUAGGAAAGAUAUCCUGGCUGACGCUAAGCGUGCCAAAAAGGACCUGUGCUCGCCGGCAGACACAAUGCCCGUAGUUCCGGAAGUCUCAAAGAGCUAA